Molecule: messenger RNA, 1162 nt
Organism: Argiope bruennichi
Lineage: Eukaryota; Metazoa; Arthropoda; Arachnida; Araneae; Araneidae
Gene: Clc
Product: clathrin light chain-like
Exons: 6
Coding region: 125-754 (209 amino acids)
Biological process (GO): clathrin coat assembly; intracellular protein transport; clathrin-dependent endocytosis
Cellular component (GO): clathrin coat of trans-Golgi network vesicle; clathrin coat of coated pit; postsynaptic endocytic zone cytoplasmic component
Molecular function (GO): structural molecule activity; clathrin heavy chain binding
Source: RefSeq, a predicted model, not a curated record
GAAAUGCAAUAUCGAAAGUUGAACCGAUUUAUUGUUAUUUAUAUUGUACGCUGACAAAUUAAACGCCUCCUCUUUUUAAAUCUUUUCAGUCGGUGUUAUAAAGUAGCCAAGUUAGUUAAAAAUAAUGUCGGAUUUUGAAUUUGAAGGAGAAAUUGUGAAUCAUAUACCACCGGAGGAUGAUCCAGCUGCCGAUUUUCUUGCAAGAGAGCAAAAUCAGUUAGCUGGUAUAGAAGAUGAAACCUUAGGCUUAGAUUCAGAGCAGAAUGUUGCUGCUGGGGAUUUUGAUAAUGAUUUUGGCCUUCAUAAUUCAGUUAACACUGAGCAUAUGAAUGGACCUUCAAAUGAACAUUCUCCAUCUUCAACACCAGUUCGUUCAAUUACUAGAGAAGAGCCGCAGAAAAUUAAAACAUGGCGUGAGGAACAGCAAAAGAUGUUGGAAAUAAAAGAUGCUGAAGAAGAGAAGAAAAAACAAGAAUUACGAGAAUCGGCUAAAAAAGAAUUGGAUGAUUGGUAUACUCGGUACAGGGAACAAAUUGAAAAGUCAAAAUUAAAUAACAGGGAGGAAUCCAAAGCUGCUGAAAAUGAUAUGAUUGCCGAGAGAGAUGCAGAAGCACCUGGCCAAGAAUGGGAACGUAUAGCUCGUUUAUGUGACUUUAAUCCAAAAUCUUCUCGUAGUACCAAAGAUACUUCACGUAUGCGUUCUAUCAUUCUUCAGUUGAAGCAACAAUCUCCUGUUCCACCUCGGAAAUCAUAGACAAUCAGCAAUUAUAUAUAGUGUUUUCUUUCUCGAAUACUUUUGAGCUUAGCUCUUGCAGUAUAGAUCUUGUCUGUUUACCUGUGAAAAAUAAAAAAUAUAUCAUUCCAUUGGUAACUUGUUACUGGAUGUAUGUUUUGAAAAGAUAUAUUACUCACACAUCUACAAGUUCUGAAUUCAUUUAGAAUUAAGUGCCCUGGGACUGCAUUUGUUAUGUACUAUUUUUAUUGUGCAUGUUAAAUAUUUUACCUCUCAUUUAUUUAAUUUGAGAUUGGUGUAUUAUGAAUUUAUUAAAAAUUUCAGGUUAUUAUUAUUAUGUAUAAAUUUCAGAAGUUGAAUUGUAUUUUUCGAAAUCAUCGUUUAGAGCUUGUAGCUACGAUAUUACAAUAAAAAUAACUAUGUGGUGUC